CCCCGGAUUGCUGCCCUCCCAGGCCCGCUGGGCGGGGCCCACGCCUCUGCCCCCCGCCCGGAUGGGGCUCCCGGCCCGGACUGGGGGCUCCCGGAGUUGAUGUCUGGCUGGGGGCCUGCGGAGACCUGGCCCGAGGUGCUGGCGGGCAUCGAGGAUGAAGCCAUGGCACGUGCUGGCCGCCUCUCUGCUGCUGCUCCAGGCGGCGUCUGCGCUGCCGCUGCCCGCGGGUAGGAGGCCCCAAGACCGCCCCGCAGACGACCCGGCGCCCGGCGCACACACAACCAUGCCGGAGGAGUCCCCCGACCAGCUCGAUGAUGUCAUGGCCUUGAUCCAGGCCACGAUCAAGAGACUGAAAAGGUCGCCAGAGAAACAGACGGCCCUGCUGCCCAGACGGGAGCGGACUCGGCCGGCCGCCGAGAGCCCCAGGGGCAAGGGGCGGCGCGGCCAGAGGGGCAAGGCUCGCGGGUGCGUGCUGACCGCCGUCCACCUCAACGUCACGGACCUGGGCCUGGGCUACGAAACCAAGGAGGAGCUCAUCUUCCGGUACUGCAGCGGCUCCUGCGAAGCCUCCGAGACGGUGUACGACACCAUCCUCAGGAACCUCUCCAGGAGGAGCAGGCUGGCGGGCGACAAGGUCGGGAGGGCCUGCUGCAGGCCCGUGGCUUUCGACGACGACCUGUCCUUCCUAGACGACAACCUGGUCUACCACACGCUCAGGAAGCAUUCCGCCAAGAGGUGUGGCUGUGUCUGAGCCGCCGCACACUGCAUUCCUGCCACGGGACAGG
This is a messenger RNA of Erinaceus europaeus (western European hedgehog), 785 nucleotides long. RefSeq names its product glial cell derived neurotrophic factor (gene GDNF). The record is from RefSeq and is a predicted model, not a curated record. Lineage: Eukaryota; Metazoa; Chordata; Mammalia; Eulipotyphla; Erinaceidae. Gene Ontology annotation, molecular function: growth factor activity; receptor tyrosine kinase binding; glial cell-derived neurotrophic factor receptor binding. Bases 155 to 751 code for a protein of 198 amino acids. The transcript is spliced from 3 exons. Gene Ontology annotation, biological process: positive regulation of branching involved in ureteric bud morphogenesis; negative regulation of neuron apoptotic process; peripheral nervous system development.